AUGCAUUCAUAUUUUUUCCGUGAAGACGGUAUGGAAAAAUUUAAUUUGAGUCCGAAUUUUAAAUGUUUUUGCUCAUCAACACCUGAUAAUAAAUUGCAAUUUUUUGACACCGACCAGAACAAUAUUACGCAAGAAUGUAUUAUUCCUUCUUAUUUAUCAUCUAAAAUUUCAGUUAUUAAAUGGGCAUGGCCAAAAAGUGAUAAAGGAAUAUUUAGAAAUAAAAAAAAAAGCGCACACAAAUUUGAUGUAUCUGAUUUGGUAGCCAUAGGAUUUCAAAAUGGAUUGAUUUAUAUCUAUAGCUAUCUCAAUUGUGAAAUAAUUGGAAAAUUAGAGAAUGGACAUGCUGAUGUUGUCAAUGACCUCUGUUGGGAUAAUGACAAUAGUUAUUUAUUUUCAUGUUCAAAUGAUAAUAACAUUAUAAUAUGGGAUGUAAAUCAAAGCAAAUUAUUUAAAAAAUGGAAGGCUGAUGAUUAUGGGGUUCAAAGCAUAUCAUUAACUGAUGAUGGGAAAUAUUUAUUAACGGCUAGUAGAAAUAUUAAAUUAUGGCACAUUGAAUCUCUACAAAUUGUUCAGAAUUUUGUGGGGCACAUCGAAUCAAUUAAUUACCUUAAAAAUUUUUCAAUUCUGCAUAAUUGUGAUCCUAUAUCACCUUCCAAUAUGUCUAUAACUUGUAAACACAUUCAGAAUGGUCCUAGCAAAGAUAACUAUCAUAAGAAGAAAAAAAAAUUUAAGAUAAAUGGCUUAGAAAAUAAUAAUUUAGCAGAUGAUAUCAAGGUACAAAAUGGAUAUCACAGAGAUUCAUCAAAUCCGGUUGAUCCAAAUGAUCAUGAUAUUCCUUAUUUCUCAUCCUCAUGUAACUAUUUUGUGUCAGCCUCUUUUAGUGAAGAUAUAGUAAAAGCAUGGAACGCAAACAUAAGUGAAGAAUUAAAUAAAGAUAAAGCUCUGCCAAUAGCAUCAUUUGCUACCUCAUCGGCUAUUAAAUAUGUGGAUAUAUUAAUACCUCAAAAAUUUCAAUAUGAAGCUGCUUCAUCAUAUUUAGCCGUCGUUCUCAAAAAUGGAUAUUUAAAUAUAUUCUCGACCCAUAUAAACGGACAUCGUAUCAACAAACCUCUAUACCCCCAAUAUUCGAUCGCUUUCAAACGUAAAUUUAUAACUCCCGGUAACAAUUCAGCAAACGACACCGAAGCCACCAUAACCCUACCUAUCAUAUUCGCUAAGCUUGACACUGAAAUCUCGAACACCGAUACCAGUUUGGCGGUUAAAAUACAUUUGGGCUAUGGAAAUUUAGUUCGUAAUGCCACCAAUUCUUCGAACAUGUCAAAAUCUCCCGAUAAAAAACGUAAAAUAGAUGGUUUAAAAGUCAACAAAAAUGAGAUGCGCUUAGAUCAUUGCAGGCCUAUUCUGUUCGAAUCAAUGUAUCUAUCCGACCUAAAAGAAUCUGAAAACAUAUACCAUCGAAAUUUAGAAAUAUUACCCAAAUUUAUAAAUACAUCAGACGAUCAAAUAUCCGAGAUAAAAACCGUUAUCGAUGCUAAAGCAUCUAUGACUUUGUGCUCAAGGAUCAAAGAAAUUUUGGCCGAAAAACAUCAAACACCUUACAAUGAUGGACAACACGAUAAAACUCCGAUCCUGCAAAAUAAUCAAAACAUAACCACUAAAGCCACCACGGAAAAUGAAAAAAUCGAUCAAAAUAAUAACAAUAAUAGAAAUAUGAUACCCAAAGCAAAUUCGUUAGCCACCCUUAUUAUUCAAUAUUUACAAUCCGGGGACCAAACUAAAUUAUGGAAUAUAUUAUACAUGAAGACGAACUUUAAUGUCAUAAAGGAAACGGUUAUGAGAAUUCCUUUGAAAUGGUUGUCUGCUUUUAUCUUCGAGAUUGGUAACAGACUCUCAUUUUGCAAGACUAAAGAGAUGAAAUGCAUGCUUCUAUGGUUCGAUAACAUAAUGUUGUAUCAUUCUUCCUACAUCAUAUCGACUCCAGAAUUAUAUCGGCGAUUAUUUGCUAUUCAAGAAUUACUUUCCGAACGUACGUCAUAUAUGCCUAAGAUGUUAAGGCUCAAAGGGAUAAUAAAUCAAACAAAAUUACAAGCUCAAUACAGGACAGAAGAUAUUGAAAGUAGGAUUAUGGUCAAUCAAAUUGACAGAGAUUCGCACAAUUUAAUACAUUACGAAGAUUCCGAUUCAGAAUUAGAAGAAAUGCAACUUUAGAUGAACUCCUUUUUAGUCGUUUAGUCACCAUAGAAAAAUAUAUAAAGCGUGUAUAUUUUAAACUUUAUUUUAAUAUGACACUUCGAUAUUAUUUUAAAUUAGAUAAUUACAUCGAUAAUCAAAUAAUUUUAUGAUGAAUAUAUUUUCAAAAAUUAUUAUUUGUUUUAUCAAUGAAUUCUUUUAGAAAACAUUCAAUA
Gordionus sp. m RMFG-2023 is the source of this 2405-nucleotide messenger RNA. RefSeq lists its product as uncharacterized. The record is from RefSeq and is a predicted model, not a curated record. Lineage: Eukaryota; Metazoa; Nematomorpha; Gordioida; Chordodea; Parachordodidae. Gene Ontology annotation, molecular function: protein binding. Gene Ontology annotation, biological process: maturation of SSU-rRNA from tricistronic rRNA transcript (SSU-rRNA, 5.8S rRNA, LSU-rRNA). Bases 1 to 2208 code for a protein of 735 amino acids. The transcript has 16 exons. Gene Ontology annotation, cellular component: nucleolus.